AUGUAUGAAUUUUUGCAUGGAACCUCCACCCCAAGCGUGUUCACCUUCCCCGACACCAACCCCCGCCCGGGUUCAACCUUCGCGUGGUGUAAAGAAGAGACAGAGAAAGAGAACGAGAGAGGUCGAGAUGAUCCAGGUGGUGGUGGACGUGGUGGAGGUGGAGGGAAUGGUGGCGUUAAACCCGCUAUGGAAAUAGCAAACCACCGCACCGAAGGCAAAGCGACGUCAGUGAGUCAGCGGCAACAGCAGCAGUAUUUGUCCAACGCAACGCAAAGCACCAACGGUGAUGGUGGCGGAGAACGGCAGGGUCAGCUGACGACGGGUGUCGCAGUAGGGGUAGCAGCAGUACCGACUUCCACGACCAACACUUCCAGCACGAACCUCAAGUACCUGCACAAGAAGUUCAAGCGUAUCGCCAGCGCCACGCUCGCGGAAGAGGAAGAGCAGCAGCAACAACAGCAACUGGCGGUGACGGCGGCUACAAUCACAUCGUCCACGACCACAUCGACAGCAACGAUCACUGGGAACGGGCGACCGGGGCCCGAAGUAGCAGAUGCCGUUGCGUCAGCAGAUCAACCGUUGGUGGUGUCCACAUGCUCAACAAACUCGUUUCCCCCAGCCGGGCCGACGUCGGUACGAUCGUACGAGCUGAGCACCGUCGAGGCGAGCGUAGCAUUAGCAGCGGAGCGAAUCGCUGCAGACCGCUGCGUCGGUGAUGAAUCGUCGCAAAUUGUGGCUGCCGUGUCGACGGGCAGUAGCAGAAGCGGCGUGACGACGGAGGGCAGUGAUCGGGUGCUCUCCGUGCACCAUCACCCCGUCUCGUCCAGCGUACCUGCGGACAAAUUUGGUCCACCGCCACCACUGACGGCUGAUAGGGGAGCGGCUCUUAUCGGUAUCACUGCCGCGUUCGAUUAUCACCAGCAACAACAGCAACAAUAUCAUCAACUCCAUCCAUCGCUGCAUCCUGGAGUGGCUGCCAUUGCUUCGUUCCCUCCCCAGUCGCUACUCGUGCAUCCGCACCAUCCGCUGCUCUUUGGCCAUCAUUCUCAGGGGCCAUCUUCGGCGCAGCAACAACAACUCCGCCAUCCUACCAGUGCAAACAGUGCAAACGACAACAUCAGAAACAGCAGUAGUAAUAGUAAUAGUGUUAGCAGUAACAUUAGCCUCCACAGUGGUAGUAACCUCAGUGCUAACGGUGCCGUGUUGCUGCCGCCAGUGGCGCGCGUACCAUCGUCCGGGUCGGCGACGUCCCAAAUUGACGAUAACUGUGAUUUAGGUGUCGCAUCGAUAGCUGCGUUGACGAAUCGUGCCGUCGACAAACCUACCGCGGUCCAGUACGUUGUGAGCUAUCCAGCGUCCCAGCACCAUCCGCAUCCGUCUGCGCUGCUGUACGCUAACGGUGGCGUCCCAACGGUGGCGGUUCGAUCGCAACACCCCGGCCUAUCUUCGUCUUCCGGUGGUUCUUCGGGUUCUCCGUCCCCACCAACGGGGGUGCCCAAUGCCAAUCUAAGCACCAAUACCAUCACCAACAACGGCAACGCGACCAUUAUCAGUACCAACCACGUAUCGGCGACAGUGGUCGCGAACAGCAGUGGACCGUCAGCCGUCACCGUGACACCUACGGGCCGGUACGUCUGUCCGUACUGUCAGAUGAACUGUAGCAAACCGUCGGUGCUGGAGAAACACAUCCGACGCCACACGAACGAACGACCGUUCAAGUGCGACCUGUGCGAGAUCGCCUUCAAGACCAAGAGCAAUCUCUACAAACAUCGCCGCUCCCGUGCGCACGCAUCCAAAAGCCAAGGAGAAGAUACCUCCGGGUUGUCCCUGCUGGACGAGGACGGCGGUUCUCUUGGAGGGUCCGAUAUAGACGAUAAGGAGCUUAGUAACAGCGGAUCGGAAAUAAUGAACUAUCGAGGAUCACCGAUGGAUGAUCGCGUAAACUCGCCCCAGCAGCUGCUGAUGGAGAAACCCUAUAAACCUAAAUUCCACAAUGCUGCUUUGUAUACCCGGUUUGAUAACAAACCUCACAUAGGAUUGAUCGGAGGAAGCACUUCUGGAGCUCAGCAACCCGCGGGACCAUCGGUUAUUGGCGGAUCGUCUAACAGCGUAACUCCGACGGUACCUCACUAUUUGAACGGUCAAAAUGUGGAAUCACUCGAGCAGCACAUCUCGAAGCUGAUCUCGCAAAAUGAAGCCAUCGUCGAGGUGGUGGAGGCGCCGCUACAGAAAAAGUACCACAAAAUAACCGGAAUCAGUCGCGGCAUUUCAGUGAGUGGUUCAAGCACAGCCGCUACAUCGAGUAACUCCGUUUCGGCGAACUACAAUACCAGUGCUGGUGUUGGUGGUCUGCAGCAUACGGCUGUUAGUCAGGACAGUGCGCCUUCUCGUUUAGCAAAUGCACUGCUCCACAAGCGGCAAACCGAAGAGAUGCAGCAAUUGCAAUUCCAGCAACAGCAACAGCAGCUUCACCAACAGCAGCAGCAGCAGCAGCAGCACUUAUUACAACAGCAACAUCAACAGCAUCAAUACAUAAGUUAUGUGCAUCAGCAUCAGCAGCAGGCACAGCCAAAUGUGAUAAAUUUAAACAGUAAACCGGUAGUGACGCCGAAGUCGAUGGUUGCCUUACAGCAACAGCAAAUGGUUCCGGCACCCGGGUCAAUGAUUGCACUGGGUGGUAUUCCUCCAGUGAUGGGAAGUCAUCUACAGCAAUCCCACCAUCUAUCGAAUGGACCGGAGAGCGUUGUUGUGCCAAGCGGUAGCAAUAGUUCCUCAAUGGGAGACGGAGCGAUCCAUUUUCAACCGUUGAAUCUUACCAAAGCAAACACAGCUGAAUCUGUGCAGGUCAUCGCUAGAGCUUCGGUUCCCACACCUACUCCCACUAUUUCUUCGUCAUUGCUGGUAGCGGUCCCGGCACCCACACCACCGGAAGAAUCGCCAGAAGGGAUCCAACAGCACCAUCCCUUGCCUCCAUACCGAAAACGCACACGUGAACCAUCGCCAGUGGUGAUUGUUGCGAGCAGUUCUUCUACCUCUGGAUCACUGUUGUCGUUAACCACCGCUUGCACUACUACCGCGACUUCAAUAGCCGCUGUAAGCACAGUUGCAUCCCAGCCACCUCAUGUGCCGUUGCACAUUCAAGUAUCGACACUACCAUCCACUCAGAUAACCUCAGCGGAUCGACCACACCGACCGACACCUACACCAACUCCUCCACUAACCGUUGCCAACCAUCCACAAAAUCCGGAACGCUCGAUCAUCAAGGAUCUACUGUUGAACUCACGUGGUUUCGGCGUAGUGCAGAAUCCGGAUGGUGAGAAUGGUGAAAAUCUGUACACGUGCAAAAUGUGCAACGUAUCGUUCCGCGACGUGGAUUCGCUCAAGUAUCAUAUGAUCCGUUACUGUCAGGGCGGCGGCAGUUCACUAAACAGUCCUUCGGCAUCGUCUAGCGCACCGAUCAGCCCGGUUGGUUCACCGUCGGCUGCAUCCUACAUUCGUUCGAGGUCCGUAAGCAGCUUGAAAAAUCUAGCCCGUUCUUCACUAAAUCCACCGGCAGGACGGAAUCCAUCCUCAUUAUCGAAGCUUGCCAAAUCCCAGCUUACGCGACCGAAAGUGAAACCGGAAAACAUUACCCUUCCGACCGCCGCUGAUUCACCGUCAUCGUCAUCAUCUUCAUCGCAAACUGUCGCUAGCGCAUCAGGAUCGAAAACAUCAGGUGUUAUCGAUACGGUUCAAAACCCUUUGCCCUCUCCAGGACCAUUGCUUGGAAACACACGGUUAGUGGAGAGUGGAAAGUCGCCGCGUAAGAUUAACUCUAACCCUGACUCGAAUGAAGGAUCAUCAAAGCGGGCACGUGUGGGUACGGUUGAUCCGCCCACAUCCGAGGCGAUCGCGUCCGGUUCUGGUGCUAGUAACAAUCUACAGUUGUUUGGCGGUGAAGUCGAAGUUGUUGAACGCUCCCGUGAGGGGGAACUGAAGACAACGGACAGCGUAACGGGACCGAUGAAUGUGCAUCGUUAUGGCUCCGGUGGAACGUACAUGCAGUACAACAGCAGCGUGGACGUCGAGGACGACGAGUCUCAUCAACGAGAGCUUCAUUUCCGCCGCACGCUGCAUUCCGGUGGAACGUUAAUGGAGAUUGCAAAACCCACAGAAUCGCCUCCAACCGUUCGUCCGCGAUCAAACACGAUCGUAACCGUUGCACCGAAACCGGUAGUAGCACCACCAACACACUUCCAUUUUCCUCCCAUCAAUUCCAUUACGGCGUAUAACCCGCUAACGUUGCCAGCGGCUCCUGCUCCAGGCCAAGCAUCCCAGAUAGUGCACGGUGGAAAGCUGAUUCCAUUCGUUCAAGGUAUUCCCGGACCGAAUACACUUUCCUCCGCCAGCCCACAGAUGGAUCUGAUGCCUUCGACACGAACUAGCCAAAGUUGUACGAAUUCGCAAUCGCUUCUAACCAUCGUUGUGCCUGGGACUACCGUGCCAAGCAUCAAUGCCACUGGUCUGAACAUCGACGCUAGCUCGAUGCCACACUAUAAACCACACCAAAUAGGUAGUUCUUCUUUGCUGGCUACGGUUGGGUCUCGAGGCCCUUAUACUGUAGCAUCCGGUGAACAAAUGCCUCCCGUGGCCGUAGAACAGUCCAAGAAAACGGGAACACCGAAAAAUGGGCUCAACCGAUCGGAAAUUUGGUCACCGGCGAAACAACAGUCACUCGAUUUCAGCAGUCCUUCGCCUCCCGCCCCCAAGAAAAGCUUCAACUUCACCCGUAUGGCCGAUAAUAUAAGUCCCCGAAAGCGAGAGAUGACGCCUGUUUCGAAGCCGGACGAAGUGCGCCAUUUCCACUUCGAAACAGUGAUUGCCAAGUCGGAUAUUUUGAUUAAACCACCACCACCGCCUCCACCACCGGCCGUGUCUGCCUCUCAAGAUGGAAGUACUUCUUCGGCACAAGAUAAUGUAACAGCUCCACCAUCUAAACCGAAUCGAUUUCUGCGACCAAAUACGUUGCCACUAAAACCAGGAACGUUCACGCCGAAACGCCAUCACGGUAUUACGCCCACAAACAACACGAUGCCACUGAUCUCUCCCGAAACGCCGCGCCCAUCGAAGAGUUGUCGCGAACUUUACUUUAACGGGCACGCGUACACGAACAUCGGAUUGAAAUCGAGCACGAAACCGUUCUACUGUACUGUCAAUAAGACUCAGCCGUUCUAUUGCCAGACAUCGAAGCAACUCUCCAUGUACAGCAAUUGGCAGGUGCACCCGGAGAAUGAUCCGCAUCCGCUUGGGCUAAAGCAAGUGACGGUACUGUCACUGUACGACUCUAACCAACAUCGUGAUCGACGGUACGCAAUUGCCGGUUCCAAGACAAUCCCUCUGACUGUCGUUAACAGCAGUAGUAGUACCGGUUCCGGUAGUGGUAGAUACAGGGGAGAACCCACCUCCUCUGCAGCUCCGUCAUCCUCGUCAUCGUCGUCUUGCGAGUUUAAAGUUCGUGUAAGUCCGGUUGAGGUGAAAUCGAACGUACCUUGUCCACCGGCCUACGUGCUGGCAUCACUAGCAUCGCAACAACCGACCAACUCUAUGCCCCCUACGACGGUGUCUAGCAUCGGUGCUUUCGAUCAUCAGCGCCGCUCACUGUCGCCGUACAGCGAAAAGUCGAAACAGUCGGAAAUUCUCAUCGGUGGUGAUACUCGGCAUCCGUCACGCAGUGCCUCGGCAGAAAGAGCACUCUCCGGUGGUUUCGAGAGCACCGAAGAGUACACGUACGUGCGAGGACGAGGUCGCGGAAAGUACGUAUGCAACGAAUGUGGCAUACGGUGCAAGAAACCUUCGAUGCUAAAGAAGCAUAUCCGAACGCAUACUGACGUUCGACCGUACUCGUGCCAGUACUGCAGCUUCCACUUUAAAACGAAAGGAAACUUGACGAAGCACAUGAAGUCGAAGAGCCACUUUAAGAAGUGUAAGGAAUUGGGACUGAAUCCGGUACCUGUGCAUGUGGACGAUGAUGGUGCCGAUAUCGAUAUCGAAGGAGACCAACAGUCGAUUUCCAGCGAGCGAACAUCAACAAUCCCGGGCGACUCGGAUACUGCUACUGACACCGAUGGCGAUGACACUGAUGACAGUGAAGAACUUAAAAGUCGUUUACCGGAGCACGAGGCUGCCGAAGGAUUAUUAUCCCUUUCGAUGACGCGUCCAACGUCGGCUUGCAGCAGCACAGGGCAGCAACCUGGUGCUCCGGGAGCUGGCGGAGAGCCGGAAGCUGUCGCUGAAUACAUAACGCAACAUAUAAAUUCUUAUCUCACACCGGAACAACAACAGAGGCAUGGUUACAACACUGCUAGCUCUCCAAAGCUUCGUCCCCAAUCGCCAUCGAGUACAACGAAGACAGAGCCACCGAGGCGCAUCAUAACCUACGGCGGUGGACCAAAGGUGGAGUUUAACCUGCUGAAACACGAGCAGUACUAUUCCGAUCCGAAUGUGGGCAAACGGCGUCGUGACGGCGACCGACCGUUCCCCUCGGCUAGCGACGAAGCGGCUGCACAAGCCGGAGAUGCGGACGAUGAGGACGACACAGCGCGACCAAUUGAUCUGACGAAGAAAGCACGCCCACAAUCGGUGCAACCGAACGCGUCGGUACAGCACGGACCGUAUGACCGUGCACCACAGCAACCACUCGCCAUGGUAACGCCGUUACAAUCGCAGCCAGCUUCCAACAGUUGGCAUCAUCCGCCGGCGCAUGUUCGGUACGAUCGUGAACAGAUACUGCAACCGCAUCACGAGAACAACUGGCCUAAUCCCCAACAGCAACAGCAGCAGCAGCAGCAGCAGGUAAUUGUACGUGUAUCGGAUGUGCUAGCACCGAUAACUGGUGCGGCCAACCUGCUAACUACCCUUGUCUCAAACACGGACAAAAUUCCGCUAGUGACCGGUCCGUUCGAACCGACCGGCGGCGCUACACCCGGUGGUGCUGGUGUUGAUGAAAAUGCAUACUUCCACGAAUACCUGAAGGAGCGCGCUUUGCAGGACACGCGAAUCAAGCAAAGUCAGAUGAAACCCAACACCAGCAGUAGCAUUGCGAUGAGGGAGAGUCCGAUUCCGGAUCCGCUUUGUAAUCCUGUUGUUCGCGAAGUUGUAUCGCAGCGUCGCGAAGAAGAAGCCUACAGUCUUGCUGCCCGCGUGGCAGUUCCAAUCAUAGCCGCUAAAGCAACACCUCCGCCAGCAGUUAUUCCACCACCGGGCUUGGGAGCUACCAUACCACCCGUUUGUCCCGCGACGAUACCAGCUAAUGCAUCCUCCAACACUACCUGUUCGACAGCCACUGCGGUAGCAACGACAUCUACCGAGCGUGUUUAUCGAAUCUUCAGCGGCAAGAACGAACGACACCGGUCUUCACCGCUAGCGGUGGAACCCGCAGUAAAACGCGAGUCGAAAAGUCCUUCGGUAGGAGUGGAACUGGAGAAAGACAAAACAGUUGGCGAGAUUGUUCCGAACAGCGCUAAGCCCGCUACGAUCAGUUCUGUACGAAUGAUGGGCAACGAUUGUCCGCUGGUAUCGGAAAACGCAUCACCAAUGGACACGCUGGCCGAAAUCGCCGCAGGUUCACUGAAGCUCGAUGUGUCUCGCGCACAACCGGUGGUCGAAUCGGAAGCUGCUGCAACUUCCCGUCCUAGAUGCAACAGUACAAAUUCUUCGCACGCGAAAGCAGUCGUUCCUCCCGUGCCAGAAAGCGCCAAAACGUUGGCCUCCGAGUACCUGAAGCUGGCACAAGCGGUAACGAACGUUCGUAAGCGUACGGAAAGUGAGAGUGCAUUGGGUUCACUAGGCGCUGGUGUCGUAUCAACUGAGCAAGAGACACUUGCGGGAGGAUCGGAAGGGACGGCGGCUCAAGUACCCGCCGCAGUUUCGUCGGCCUCUCAACAACUACAGCAGUCUUCUUCGGGCGGAAAUCUUCCGGCUCCGGUGGCACCCGCUGUAGCGGCACCACAACCAGGCUCGGAGGUCGGUGCUGCCGGCAGUAUUGUGGCUCCUGCUCGUAAAGUGGUCGUGGUUGGGGAGGAAGGCUUCAAAACCACCGGUGUGCGUGGGAACGCGUCUGACUUUGUCGGUACACCGCCGAGUGCCUUCGCGUCAAUGCACCAGGAAGAUGGAGGACGUCCGGUUUGUGAGGUGUGCAACAAAAAAUUCCACAAACAGUCGCAGCUCAGCAUUCACAUGAACAUCCACUACAUGGAGCGAAAGUAUCGGUGUGAACCGUGUGGUACCAGUUUUCGAUCACAAGGGCUCUACCUAAAGCACGAACGGUCGGCAACGCACCGUAACAAAGUCUCGAUGACGACGACGUUUGGUGUAGCCACGGACAGCAACCCCCGACCGUUCUAUUGCCGUGACUGCGAGGUGGGCUUCCGCAUUCACGGCCAUCUGGCGAAACAUUUGCGCUCCAAGAUGCACGUCCUGAAGCUGGAGUGUCUGGGGAAGCUGCCGUUUGGAACAUACACCGAGAUUGAACGAUCCGGCACAAACCUCACUGAGAUCGAUACGUCAGAUUGUGAGAAUUCGCUGUCCAGUUUGAAGCGGCUUGCAACGCGCCUCAAUGUCAAGGAUCCUGCAAAGGUGCUACCUGGUGGAGGCAAUGGUACUCACAGUAGUAGUAGUAGCAGCAGCAGCAGUAGCAGCAGUUCUUCAAGUAGUUGUGGCGGUGCCGGCACUGCCGGAGGAACUAGCGGCAACGAAACUGAUAGCUGCGAGGACAACGAAGAGGACGCUUCCCAGCCACCGAUGACAGGGAUGAAUGGGAUGAAUGCUGAAGUUGUUGAUCGCGAUGAGGAUCAACAGCGGAACAUUAAUAACAACGUGAAGCGAAAAUCGGAUGAUGCAACGGGUUCCGACGAUACCGAAGCAAAGCGUGUCCGGUACGUGACCGAAUUGGAAGGAACUUCAGUGGCUCCUAACCAACCCGCAGCAGCACCGAAACAUUGCCUAUCGGUAGAAGGAGCUGCGAGCAGCAAUUGCUAG
Molecule: messenger RNA, 9015 nt
Organism: Anopheles marshallii
Lineage: Eukaryota; Metazoa; Arthropoda; Insecta; Diptera; Culicidae
Gene: shn
Exons: 8
Coding region: 1-9015 (3004 amino acids)
Biological process (GO): regulation of transcription by RNA polymerase II
Cellular component (GO): nucleus
Molecular function (GO): RNA polymerase II cis-regulatory region sequence-specific DNA binding; DNA-binding transcription factor activity, RNA polymerase II-specific; zinc ion binding
Source: RefSeq, a predicted model, not a curated record